Molecule: messenger RNA, 812 nt
Organism: Macrobrachium nipponense
Lineage: Eukaryota; Metazoa; Arthropoda; Malacostraca; Decapoda; Palaemonidae
Exons: 2
Coding region: 236-697 (153 amino acids)
Cellular component (GO): extracellular region
Molecular function (GO): peptidase inhibitor activity
Source: RefSeq, a predicted model, not a curated record
ACCUUGUGCACGCAAGCGUAGAUCUUGUUUCCCAAGCUCUCAAUGAACCAGAUAUUAUGACUCAUUAGCCAGAGAUGUUCAGGCGUCCGGAUUUUCCGCGAUGGGUGAGAGUCACGUCUGGGGGAAACUACCGAACGGUUGUGAGGUAUAAAGGACUGCGAACGCAUCAGACGGCAUUCAGUCCUCACAAGGGAAGACGAAGAAUAAGUUCUCAUCCGACUCUGCUAUAAGCAAAAUGAAGAGACUUCUGAUCGUCUGCUGUCUGACAGCUGUUGCCUUUGCACAGGAUAAAAAUGCAGGAAAUAAGCGAUUCUUUGGAGGAUUAAGCCAAGGUUUUGGUGGUGUUGAUCCAGGAUUUGGAGGUGGUUUUGGAGGUGGAAUUAGCCCAGGAUUUGGAGGAGGAUUCGGAGGAGUUUCCAACACCUGCAGACGUUGGUGCCGAACUCCCGAGGGACAGGCAUACUGCUGCGAGAGCAACAAUGAGCCUGACACCCUUCCCUUCGUGAAGCCAGGUGUAUGCCCUCCCGUUCGCCCUCAGUGCCCACCUGUCAGGAGCUUCGCUCCUCCUCAGACAUGCUCCAACGACAGCAAGUGCGGAGGCGUAGACAAGUGCUGCUACGACAGGUGUCUUGAGGAACACGUGUGCAAACCCCCUGUUGGGUCUUCCGGCUUGGUAGGAUUCGGAUUUCGUAGAUAAUCCUUGGCCUUAUUUUGAAAGAGCGUCGUUUUACAUUAUAAUACAAUCCUUUAUUCUUUUUGAUUUUAUGCGACCUAAAAAGAUCCGAUAAUAAAUAUAUAUUUUCUAUAAAGAA